Thamnophis elegans (Western terrestrial garter snake) is the source of this 3528-nucleotide messenger RNA. It is a transcript of the gene FBLN1, whose product is annotated as fibulin 1. Gene Ontology annotation, molecular function: peptidase activator activity; calcium ion binding. Bases 211 to 2304 code for a protein of 697 amino acids. The transcript has 17 exons. Gene Ontology annotation, biological process: extracellular matrix organization. Lineage: Eukaryota; Metazoa; Chordata; Lepidosauria; Squamata; Natricidae. The record is from RefSeq and is a predicted model, not a curated record. Gene Ontology annotation, cellular component: extracellular region.
GGAAAUCCUUUGCCAGGCUCCCUUCUCAACCGGUCCUGGGCGGCUGGGAGCCCUUUGAAACCAGUGAUUGCAACCCCAAAUUAGUAGUAGUAGUAGCAGGAGGAGGCGGCGCCGGCAGCGCGAGAGAGAGCAGAGCAGAGCAGCUUUCCGCGGGGGACUUUUUUCUGGUUUUUCCACGGCUUCUCUUCGCCUCCCCCACCAGCCCAAGGCAUGGACCCUACGCGCCGGCCGUCCUGGUCCCCGCUGCUCUUCACCCUCCUGCUUCUGCUGCCCUCCGGCCGGGGACAAGAAGCAUCAAUGGAGACCUGCUGUUCCCGUGGAUAUGAAUGGGCAAGUCAAAAGAAAGACUGUAGGUUUCUCUCUUCAGAUCGGGAUUCCAAGGAAUGCAGGAUAGCCCAGGAAGAGUGUUGCCUCAGUCAGCUGGAGGUGUUGCAUUGCACUACCGGAAUGGCCAUUGCUAGUAAGCAAGAAAAUUGUGACUUGCCAAGGGAGAAUUCCACCUGUGAAGACAAGAUCAUUAAGAAAUGCUGUCACUGCUGCUUUUUGGGGAAAGAGGCCCAGAAACAAGGCAAUAGCUGUGAACAGAGCCUCUUAAUGGGUUAUCAGUGUGGAUUGGUGUUCAGAGCUUGCUGUGUUGAAGGGCAUGAAAACUCAGAUGCUGGGAUUGUUGACGGUCCUAACAAAGAAGUGGUGGAAAUUAACCUUGAGGACCAUUACCUGAAUGACCGUUGCAGAGGUGGAGGACCUUGUACCCAACAGUGUAGGGACACAGGAACUAGUGUCCUCUGUUCUUGCUUCAUGGGCUACCAGCUUCAGCCAGAUGGCUUCACCUGUGAAGAUAUUAAUGAGUGCAUCACUGCAGCUAAUGCCUGCAGCAUCGGUCAGAUGUGUGUCAAUACUAUGGGCUCUUUCCGUUGCCAGCGGGAGACUAAUUGUGGCACAGGUUAUCAGCUGACAGACUACAAUCUCUGCAAAGAUAUUGACGAAUGUGAGACUGGUAUUCAUAACUGCCUCCCCGAUUUUAUCUGUCAGAAUACGCCAGGAUCAUUCCGUUGCCGGCCCAAACAACAGUGUAAGAUCGGCUUUAUACAAGAUGCUCUCGGCAAAUGUAUCGAUAUUAAUGAAUGUUUGACUCUUGCUGCUCCUUGCCCUGCUGGGCAGGCCUGCAUCAACACAGAUGGCUCGUUUGCUUGCCAGAGGAAUGUCCCAAACUGUGGAAGAGGCUACCACCUGAAUGAAGAGAAGACCAGAUGUGUUGAUGUAGACGAGUGUUCAGGGUCCCCCCAACCUUGCGGGGAGGGUCACACCUGCAUCAACUCACCUGGGAGCUAUCGUUGUCAGUGCCAGCUGGGCUACCAUUUUGAUGGGAUCAGCAAAACUUGUACAGAUAUUAAUGAAUGUCGCCGAUACCCUGGUCGCCUCUGUGCUCAUAAGUGUGAAAAUACUGCUGGGUCCUAUUAUUGUAGCUGUACAAGGGGAUUCAAACUGUCAUCUGACGGGAGAUCUUGUGAAGACAUAAAUGAGUGUGAAAACAGCCCCUGCAGCCAAGAGUGUGCCAAUGUCUAUGGCUCCUACCAGUGCUAUUGCCGUCGCGGCUACCAGCUCAGUGACGUAGACGGGGUCACGUGUGAAGAUAUUGAUGAAUGUGCUUUACCAACGGGGGGACACAUCUGUGCUUACCGGUGCAUCAACGUGGCAGGGAGUUUUCAGUGCACCUGCCCCCCUUCGGGUUACAAGCUGGCUCCCAAUGCACGGAACUGCCAGGAUAUUGAUGAAUGUCUCACUGAAACGCAUUCCUGUUCACACAACCAGACCUGCUUUAAUAUUCAGGGAGGAUUUCGCUGCCUUUCUCUGGAGUGCCCGGAGAAUUACCGCAAAUCUGGAGAUAAAGUCAGACAUGAGAAGACAGAUACCAUUCGCUGCAUUAAAUCCUGUCGACCAAGUGAUGCCAACUGUAUCUUAGACCCUGUUCACACAAUUUCCCACACCGUUAUCUCUCUGCCCACUUUCCGGGAAUUUACGAGACCAGAAGAAAUUAUUUUCCUUCGUGCCAUCACGCCAGCGUACCCGACCAAUGAGGCUGACAUCAUAUUUGAUAUAACUGAAGGAAAUUUACGGGAUUCUUUUGACAUCAUCAAGCGCUAUGCAGAUGGCAUGACUGUGGGGGUCGUCCGGCAAGUGAAACCUAUCAUCGGUCCUUUCUACGCCACCCUGAAGUUGGAGAUGAACUACGUCGUCGGAGGGGUUGUCUCACAUCGUAACGUUGUCAACGUGCACAUCUUUGUUUCGGAAUAUUGGUUCUGAUGGGCUGUUUAAUGAAGAGAAGAGAGCAUCAAAGCGAAACUCCACCACUGGAAGCUCUGUAUUCAUGGUUUCGGGUAUGGGGGAGGAUGUGUAGAAAAAGGACCACAUAGCCUUCUUUUCCAAGGAUGUAAUCUGGUUUCUAGCUUAAUUGCAGGACAAAUAGCAAACAAUCUAAAAUAGAAGUAGGAUAUCAAGGCCUGUAAAUUCACGGUAGUUAACAUUGUGUUGUAUAUACAGUAUGAUUAUGAUUAUUAUUAUUAUUUGCGUCUGGUGGCUCUUGUUGAGUUUUAAUCUCAGCUGUUUUUUUAAGUGCUUGAGACUGGGUUUGGCAGAUCUGAGUCUUGGCUGUCUUUGAUGCUUCCACCUCCUUGAAGUUUUUACCUGGCUAUGAAUUCUUCUUUAAAUUGUAGAACUUCUUUUUUUUAAAAAAAACUAAUCUGGAAUCAGAACUAACUCCAGCUGAUUGGGUUCCGGUAGUGGAAAUGGCGACUUGGGUCUCCUAACCAGUAGGGAUGACGUGUUUGCCACGCCCCCGGACCAGUUUCCCGGUCGCUGCAACAUCUUUUUCCCCCCAUCUUUUAAAAUCUUCUGCGCAUGCGCAGACCUAUUUAUAGGCAACUUCAUGUGCGCAAAAUCACUUCCGCACCAAACCAGCAGUAAUGCCGGCAGAUACUCACUCCCGGUUUCUUCCUACCGGCAUUGGACCCCCUAAUUCCAAGUCACCAACAGUAAUAAGUCCAGGGUAUUGUUUAGUAAUAUUUCAGAUCCCUGUUUUACCUGGCUGUGUGCUUUGGUUUCUUUUAAAAUUUGAGAACGUCAUUAAAGGAACACGGGACAACAUGGGAAGAGAAUGGUAGAAAACUGAGUCUUUUAGUGCCCAGGGAUCUUCAAGUAGACAAAGCACACUCUCUUUCUAAUGCUGCAGUCACACUGAAAUAUGUAUCUCAAUGCAAGACGAUCGUGGAUUGUUGGUGGUAUUAAUAUUACCGGCCUCUUGCUGUUCAAAGAGGAGACAGAGUCUUCAGCUCACAUAAGGGCCCCCUUUGGGUCCCUUUAAAAAUUAAUCUCCCUUGAAAUGUUAGGUGUGGAACAUGCUUUGUUGAAAGCGCUGGAAGCCCCCACGUAUAUAUGACUUCCUUCUUUUCUGCAAUAAAACAACUUACCUUGCUAUUUCUGCUGUCAGCUGAUUAAUGAAUGCAGCUUUGUGUUUUAGCUCAGCUGAAG